ACUGUCCCAGCUGCAUGAGGCGGCGACAUGGGCGCCAGGAGACUCCGGGUCCGAAGCCGGAGGAGCCGGGACAGCUCGGUGCCCACCCAGUGCAAUCAGACCGAGUGCUUCGACCUUCUGGUGCGAAACUGCGUGUCCUGUGCGCUCUUCCACACGCCGGACACUGGACAUAGUAAGCAAAGGCAUGGGGAUAGGCGCGACCUGCCUGAUGUAUCCAGCCUACCAGCGCCGCAUGCUCCUCUGCUGACCCUGGAGCCAGUGGUCUCCCGCGUCCCUCACUCAAGCAGCCUGAAGCCUGGGACAGCUCUGCAGCCUCAGGAGGGCUCAGCUCUGAGACCCGAUGUGGCGCUGCUCGUCGGUGCCCCCGCACUCCUAGGACUGAUACUGGCGCUGACCCUGGUGGGUCUAGUGAGUCUGGUGAGCUGGAGGUGGCGUCAACAGCUCAGGACGGCCUCCCCAGACACUUCAGAAGGAGUCCAGCAAGAAACCCCUCAUGCCUCAGCUCCUACCUGGCCUCCGCGCAAAGAAGAAUCAGGCAGUACCCUGCCACGCCACAGCGUCCCGGUGCCCGCCACAGAACUGGGCUCCACCGAGCUGGUAACCACCAAGACAGCUGGCCCAGAGCAAUAGCAGCAGUGGAGAUUGGAACCCAGGGAUCUCUACUGGGCUUGUGGACUUCACCCAACAGCUUGGGAAAGAACUUGGCCCUUCAGUGACCGAGUCCUUUGCCUGGGGAGGUGAGCCCGGCAGAACCAGACACUACAGGCCACAUGAGACUGCUUUUGUGUUAGCUCUUGGCUUGAGAACUUUCCAUUUCUGAGAUGGUUUGUAAGCCUGUGUGCCUUCAGAUGGUUGCAAAGGCUUAAGGGUUGCAUAUUAAUCUCUGUAAUGAGUCAGAGACUGGAAACUUAAUCUCGUUCUAAAAAUUUUGGAUUAUUGGGCUGGAGGUAUGGCUCAGCAGUUCGGUUUGUGUGCUGUUCUAGCCGAGGACUCCAGUUGUUCAGCUUCCUGGAACUCAGAUCUGGCAGCUUAAAACCACCUGUCACUCCAGCCCCUGGAACAUCCUUGCCUCCAAAGGCACCCAGCACUCAUUUGCUCUAGAGCACACACACACACACACACGCAUGCACACACACACACACAUGCACACUUAAAAAUGUCAAAAUUAGCGGCUGGAGAAAUUCAUGGUCAACAGCGCUUACUGUGAUUCCAGAGAAUGAGAGUUUGGUUCCCAGAAUGCACUUCAGGUGGCUCAUUACUGAGCAUAACUUUUGCUUCAGGGGACCUGAUGCCUCUGGACUUCAUGGGCAUCUGUAUUCACGUGCACAUUCUACACACACACACACACACACACACACACACUCUUUUACAAAUGAUAAAAUAUAAUAAGAUGGGCAUGAUGGUACACACCUUUAAUCCCAACAUUGGGGAAGCAAAGGCAGGCAGAUAACUGAGUUGGAGGCCAUCCUGGUCUACAUAGUAAGUUCCAGGCUAGCCAGAACUAAAUGGUGAGACCAAGUCUCAAAAUAAUACCCUCCCAAAAAAACUUUUAAAUUUUGAUUUUUUUCUUUUAUUAUUAUUUUUUUUAUAUUAAUUUCAUGGUAUUUAGAAGUGGUAUACUUAGAUGGUGACUAAGAUGAGGUAAAGCCAUCAGGACUGAGCCCCUAACAUACAAGGGGAGACCAGAGACAAUGAACACGCCCCUCUCCUGCCGUGUGCCAGCUCUGGACCACCAGCCAGAGGGCAAUCAUCAGAUGUGGGCCCUAGAACCUUCAGAGCUGUAAGCUAAAUCAAUCUCAUUUCUUUGUAAAGUUAUUCAGCCUUAGGUGUUUUGUUACGGCAAUAUACCAUGGACUAACACAGGCACGAUGAGUAAGAGGCUUUUCUUUGAGCUGGGAAAGGUACUGUUAAACCAAAAUUAAUCUGAAUAAAAAAAAGGCUACGGGGAAGACACU
Mus caroli (Ryukyu mouse) is the source of this 1955-nucleotide messenger RNA. The record is from RefSeq and is a predicted model, not a curated record. Lineage: Eukaryota; Metazoa; Chordata; Mammalia; Rodentia; Muridae.